Messenger RNA from Coccomyxa subellipsoidea C-169, 3790 nucleotides. RefSeq lists its product as hypothetical. The transcript is spliced from 14 exons. Bases 1 to 3348 code for a protein of 1115 amino acids. The record is from RefSeq and is a predicted model, not a curated record. Lineage: Eukaryota; Viridiplantae; Chlorophyta; Trebouxiophyceae; Coccomyxaceae.
AUGCAAGGAACUACUGGAGCACGGCGCGAGAACAAUGGAUUGGACCCGAAUGUGACGCUAGUCCCAAAGUACGCCAGUCGAGCUCUGUGUGGGGAGACCCGAACACUGGACAAGGUGAGUGCGCUUUUGAAGCAGGAUGAGUUUCCGACGCUGGGUGCAAACCCGCCUGAUGGCCUGCCCAACGGAGGCCCCUACAAUGGUCCGCCUCCCGGCAGUUUCCAGUCGUGGGGAGGUCCUGCAGAUCGUUGGGGCGGCGGCCCUCGUCCGGCCGGCCCUGGCGGCUAUGGCCCACCCCCUUCGGGCCAGUUCCACAUGGAGGGCCACCCUGGACCGCGCUUCAUGCCGCACCCAGGCCCUGGGUUCAUGGACUACCCGCCUCCGCCGCCCCCGCCGCCGCCGCGCAGCCGGCCUCAGCCUCAGCCUCAACAAGAGCCGGUCAGAGGCCCGCCGCCAAACGCCCCUGCGCAGGCUUUCACGCAGCCGCCAGCGUAUGCCGCAGACCGCAAUGUUGCUGGCGGAGGUUACCUGCCGCCGCACCUGCGCAACCGCGACAGGAGGGACGCCGAUGGUCAGAUGGAGCCGCAUGCAGACUCGAGCACUCCGCGCCAGAUCUCUGAGGCGCAGUCGCAGCAGGCCGGUGGCUGGGGAGGCAUGCUGGCCCCCACACAGCCCAGCGAGGCUGCCCUGCCGCAGCCGUCCCCUCCUAAGAUCCUGCGCCGCGAUCCUGUCGCUCCCAUCGCUGCUCCGGAGCCCUCGGUGCAGCCGCAAGUGCCCCCGCCACAGCCACCACGCCAGCCGCCACCUGCGCAUCAGCCCAUUGCCCAGCAGCCGCCACAGCACCAUCAGCGGCCACAGCAGCCGGAGGCGUACGCGCCCCGUCCGCUGCACGCAAACAUCAGCCAGCACUCGCCGCCGGAGCAGUCGCGGGUGCUGCCACAGGGGCCGCUGCAGUUUGGGCAGCUGGAGUCGCCGUCCGGGCAGGCCAAGCAGAUCCUCGGGCAGCACCUGCAGGGCAGCUACCAGCAGCUUCACCCGCAGCUGCCCAACGGCCAGCACCCGCUGCACAACCACCCCAUCCAGCAGCAGCGGUCCCACAGCGGCCAAGGCUUCUCGCCAAAGGUGCAGCAGCAGCUGGGCUUCAGCCCUGUCCCGUCGGAGCACGCCGGCCAUGAGCCGAUCAUGACCUUUGGGCAGGCCGGGCAGGGUGGACCCACUGGGCGGGCGCACGAGCUGGUGCCGAGCGAGCACCGGGAUGCUGCGCGCGAGCUGGAGGCACAGCAGGCGUUCAUGCGCCAGAAGGCCCUGCAGCGGCACCAGGAGGCCAUGGCGCACCAGCAGCAGCAGCAGCAGCAGCAGGAGCAGCCUCGGCGCGACAGCGAGGCGUCAAGGAGAAGCCUGCCGCAGAGCACCCACUCGCACCAGUCGCAGCAGCAGGAGAGCGACAGGGAACCCGUAUCUGACCUGCGAGCCGCCGGGGGACGGGGCCGCAGCGCUGGCGCUGUCCGCGGCCGGGGCCGAGAGGGCGGGCGAGGCAGAGGCGUGAGGGACGAUAGGAUGGGCGCUGAGGGGCACUUUGGAGUACUUCAUGCUCCACCGCAGACGGCUGCCAUUCCCCCUUCCGAGCAGCUCAUCAUGCAGGCCAAGAUGCGGGCAUUGAACUUGGGGGCAAACCAGUCAAGCAGCCAAGGUCCUCCGCCGCCGCCUCCUACACAGCAGCCACCAAUACAGCAGCCGCCAUUGCUGCAGCAGCAGCAGCAGCAGCAGCAGCAGCAGCAGCAGCAGCAGCGUCGAGCACCGCACCCAGAGCGCUCUGCCGCUCCGCAGAGGGAGGCCCCACGUGCGGAGCCCAUCCAGCCCAAGGCCCUGCCGGUGCAGCGGCUGCCGCGGGAAGAUGCGCCGCAGCGGCGCGCGGGCGGCCCGGCGGCGGUGCCGGUGACAGCGCAUGAGCGGCCGGAGCGCGCGCACGCCGUGCCGGCCGAGUCACUGCCGCAGAGGGAACGCCCUCCGCGCAGAGAGAAGCCGCGGCGAGGGCCGGCCGGCGAGGGCCACGGCGACGCCGUUGCCGUUGCGGUGCCUGCCGAGCCUGCCAGGCACGCCGUCGCAGCCCGGCCAGCCAGCGAUGUGCGCGGCGGCAGGGGCGCGGCAGGCCACAACGAGCAAGGAGAGCACGCCCGCGGGCCGCGGCAAGAGCGCCGGCCGCCGCGCCAACCACGGCCGGAGCGGUCCGGGGAGCAGCACCCGCAGCAGCAAGGAGAGGGCACAGACGAGCAGCAGCAGCAGCAGAGGGAGAGGAGGGUGGCGGCACCGCAUGGAGGCCACCGGCUGGAGAACGGUGACGUGCGCGAGCGACCGCCCCGAGCGCCCCGGGCAGAGCAUGGCCCCCGCGCACCCAGGCGUGAGCCAGGUGAGACAGGGGACGUGAAGGGCGUUGACGGCAUGCAUGAGGAGGGAAUGCAGGGGGCGGGCGGUGACCUAAAGAGGCGCGGCAGGGGCGAGCGAGCACCCAAGAAGCCCCGUAAUGUGGGCGGUGAUAACGGGUCCGGCAUCAGUGCCCCUCCUGGGCUGGAUGCAGUUCCCAGUGGCAGCAACGCGUCAGCAAAGAAGCCGGAGAGGGCCGAGCGCGAACUGUACCACCCGCCUGUCAAGGAGCCUACAGCAUCGGAGGCCGUGGAGGCCGGUGGUGAAGAGAUGGAACAGAUGACUAACGACAAGCCGCCGGGGCUGCGGCCGAGGCGCGCCCGUGGCGGCCGUGACCGCCGGUCAGGCCGUGACAAAGGCGCGGAGGAAUUCACAGACGGCACCGGAGAUGGCCCGGAGGCAGCAGGAGAGGGCGGAGGCGAGGCUGGCCAGGAGCCCAGGUCAAGGCCCCUAAGGGCAAGGGGCCGGGGCCGGGGUGGCAAGGGCGGCAAGGCCGAAGGGGACGACGCCACUCCUGAGGCCGUCUCAGAGACAGCCAGCACCAAGGCAGAAGAAGGGGAGGCAGCCGGCGAGGGAGAGACCGGGCAGGGCAAAGGGCCGCGCGGCAACCGCAGCGGCCGGGGCCGGGGCUCGCGCGGCGGCAGCGGCCGCGGCCGCCGCGCCAAGGAAGGCGAAGCCGCAGGUCCCACCGCCAUUCCCAUAACCACUUCGGUGAAUGGCAAUGGUCCAGUAAGCACGGAACGUCCGGCAUCGGCCGCCGCGAGCGGGGAAGACGGCAAGCCCAAGACGCUGGAGGUGGCGAGGGCGGCUGUGGACGCCAAGGGCAAGCGCGUGUGGACAGUGAAGGACGGCAGCGCUGACUCCGCGGGAGGCCAGACUAGCGGCAAGGCUCGUGAAGGGGUGGCAAGCGUGCAGGCCGCCUCUGACUGAAGAAACAGCAAGGCUGAAGGGGCAGCGAGCGCGCAGGUGGCUACUGAGGGAAGGAACAAAGCAUCUGUUGCAUGCGCGCUUCAGAUGCAGGAGGACAAAGGAAGAUGGUGGCCUACAAGGACAGUGUAUGAGCGCUACACCCCUGAACAAUAUUUCCAAAGAAUGGCCAUGUGCUGGAGUUUGGGGAUGGAUUAUUGCUUCCGUCGGACCCUUUUGAUUGCUUGCAGUCUGGGGAAGGUCACAGUUGCCAAGGAGCAGUGGACAAACAAGGUCUCAGAUCAAUUAGGCUUUUCCAUGCAGGCUGCAGAAGUCAUGCAGUGCAAUGCUGCCCUGGUCUGUGGCAAAGGUGGACUUGUGUGUAGCAAUAGGAUGAGGAUGGAGGAGGAGACAGGUGUCUCAGGUUGAAGCAGGAAAUCUGCAGAAGAAGUGUAGGGCCUUUAAG